UAUCUCAGAGCUGAGGGUACAAAAGACGUCGUUGAAUGCGAGACAUAAUCCUCAAAUUUGUGCAGCAUUCAUCAUCGAAUAUCUUGCGAUCUUUCUAAAUGUUCUCUCGUCUCUCAGCUGUCUCUCUUGCCGUUUUGGCUUUGCCUCUCCUCGCUGCUACUAGCGUGGUAAUAUCCAGAGAAUCUACCAAUACCACUGUAUCCUGGGGCAAAUGCAACACCGGAUCCGCCCAAUGCUGCAAGUCUGUGCAAGACCCUAAAUCUAGCGCCGUUCAGGAUGCCCUCGGUGUAUUGGGGAUUCCAAUCGGCGGCAUCACCGCUGGAGUUGGUCUAACUUGUGACCCCAUCACGGUCGUUGGUCUUGGUACUACCCAGUGUGCGAACCAGCCCGUUUGCUGUGACCAGAACAACUACAACGGCCUUGUUGCUCUGGGCUGCACUCCCAUCAACAUUGGUGCUUAAGCCCUAUCAUGGGGGGUGGACCUAUUGUUAUUUCUUUCCUGGUUCAUGCUAU
This is a messenger RNA of Desarmillaria tabescens, 513 nucleotides long. Its product is annotated as hydrophobin 2. The transcript is spliced from 4 exons. Gene Ontology annotation, molecular function: structural constituent of cell wall. The record is from RefSeq and is a predicted model, not a curated record. Gene Ontology annotation, cellular component: fungal-type cell wall. Lineage: Eukaryota; Fungi; Basidiomycota; Agaricomycetes; Agaricales; Physalacriaceae. The coding region runs from base 99 to 461 and encodes 120 amino acids.